AUGUCUGAGGAAUUAACUCACCCCACCAUCGUUGACGGAUGGUUCCGUGAAAUCAAUGAGAUGUGGCGUGGCCAGGCCAUGACCCUUAAAGUAGAGAAGAUCCUCCACCACGAGAAGUCGCUCUACCAGGACGUUCUCGUCUUCAAAUCCACCGACUAUGGCAAUGUCCUCGUCCUCGACAAUGUCAUCCAGUGCACCGAACGUGACGAGUUCUCCUACCAAGAGAUGAUCACUCACCUCGCCAUGAACUCUCACCCAGAGCCAAAGAAGGUUCUUGUCAUUGGUGGCGGAGAUGGCGGUGUUCUCCGUGAGGUUAUCAAGCACGAAUGCGUUGAAGAGGCUAUCCUCUGCGACAUCGACGAAGCCGUCAUCCGUGUCUCCAAGCAAUACCUCCCAGAUAUGUCUGCUAGCUACAAACACCCCAAGGUCAAGACUCACAUCGGCGACGGAUUCAAGUUCUUGGCCGACUACAAGAACACUUUCGAUGUUAUCAUUACCGAUUCCAGCGAUCCUGAUGGCCCAGCGGAGAGCCUUUUCCAGCUCCCAUACUUCGAGCUUUUGGAAGGAGCUUUGAGAGAAGGAGGGGUCAUCACGACUCAAGCUGAGAACCAAUGGCUCCACAUCGAUCUCAUCCAGAGACUCAAGAAGGACUGCGGCAAGACUUUCCCAGUCGCCGAGUACGCCUACACCACCAUCCCCACCUACCCAUCAGGCCAGAUUGGAUUCAUGGUCUGCUGCAAGGAUGCCAACAGGGACGUUACCAAGCCACUGAGGAGGUGGUCCGAGGAAGAAGAAGAUAAGCUCUGCAGAUACUACAACGCCAAGAUCCACGAGGCUAGCUUCAUCCUCCCAACCUUUGCCAGGAAGAAGUUGUCCGCUUAG
This is a messenger RNA of Orbilia oligospora ATCC 24927, 882 nucleotides long. RefSeq lists its product as uncharacterized. The record is from RefSeq and is a predicted model, not a curated record. Bases 1 to 882 code for a protein of 293 amino acids. Lineage: Eukaryota; Fungi; Ascomycota; Orbiliomycetes; Orbiliales; Orbiliaceae. Gene Ontology annotation, cellular component: cytosol. Gene Ontology annotation, biological process: spermidine biosynthetic process. Gene Ontology annotation, molecular function: spermidine synthase activity. The transcript is spliced from 6 exons.